AUGCGCGCGAGCGGCGGCGCGAGCCCACGACCCGCACCACCGAAGCGCUCCGCCCCUCCGACCACCACCAAACUACCAGUGCCCGCCUCCUCCUCCCUCGCCAUGCCGGCCCCUCGCCUCGCCCACCUCCGCCGCCUACUCUCCCUCCACUCCCCACCUCCCCACCCACUCGCCCCCAGCCCCGCCCGCCCCCUCCGCCCAUCCUUCCACCUCCCCCGCGCCAUGGCCGGCGCCGCACAGGCAGGUGCGGCGACGGGGUCGGCGGAGUACGAGGAGGUGCUGGGGUGCCUGGCGUCGCUGAUCAAGCAGAAGGUGCGCGCGGACACCGGCAACCGCGGCAAUCAGUGGGAGCUCAUGGCCAAGUACCUGCAGAUACUGGAACUGGAGGAGCCCAUCACGCGGCUGAAGGUGGUUCACGUCGCCGGGACCAAAGGGAAGGGUUCAACAUGCACAUUUGCUGAGUCAAUUCUUCGAUCAUGUGGUUUCCGCACUGGACUUUUCACCUCUCCACACUUGAUUGAUGUCCGUGAGCGGUUUCGGCUUGAUGGGCUGGACAUUUCAGAAGAAAAGUUUAUUAGGUAUUUCUGGUGGUGCUGGAACAAAUUGAAGGUCAAAACUGGUGAUGAUAUUCCAAUGCCAGCCUACUUUAGGUUCCUUGCGCUGCUAGCAUUCAAGAUUUUUUCAGAUGAGCAGGUGGAUGUAGCUGUGCUGGAGGUCGGUUUGGGAGGGAAAUAUGAUGCAACAAAUGUGGUAAAAGCACCUGUAGUUUGUGGGAUAUCUUCCCUCGGAUACGAUCACAUGGAAAUUCUUGGAAAUUCACUUGUAGAAAUUGCUGGGGAGAAAGCUGGAAUAUUGAAGAAGGGAGUUCCAGCCUAUACAGUUCCACAACCAGAGGAGGCAAUGUCUGUACUGAAGCAGAGAGCUUCUGAAUUGGGUGUUUCUAUCCGAAUAGUUCCACCUUUGGACCCACGGCAAUUAGAAGAUCAACCUCUUGGGCUGCAUGGUGAACACCAGUACAUGAAUGCAGGCCUUGCAGUUGCAUUGGCUAAUACCUGGCUUGAGAGGCAAGGACAUUUGGACAGAAUACAUGUCAAAGAUCAUCAUGGAGUGCAGGGCACCUUACCAGAUCAGUUCAUCAAAGGGCUAUCGAUUGCUUGUUUGCAAGGCCGAGCACAGAUUGUCCCAGAUCUACAAGUGAGCUCAGAAUGUAAGGAUGCCAGUUAUCCCUUAGUUUUCUAUUUGGAUGGGGCACAUAGCCCAGAAAGUAUGGAAAUAUGCGCAAAGUGGUUUUCCCAUGUUACGAAAAAGGAUGCAGCACAACCAGGUCCUUUGGAGCAGCCUCGUAGUGGUAUCAAUUCUAAGAAGAUUCUCCUGUUCAAUUGCAUGUCAGUAAGAGAUCCUCAGAUAUUGCUUCCACGUCUUCUAGAUACAUGUGCUCAGAAAGGCCUCCGCUUUGAUCAGGCCUUAUUUGUGCCAAAUCAAUCGCAAUACAACAAGCUUGGUUCACAUGCAUCACCACCUCCAGGGAGAGAGCAAAUUGAUUUGUCAUGGCAGUUGUCACUCCAAACAGUCUGGGAAGACUUGCUUCGCGGCAAGAAAGGUCUAAAUGGCACAAGUUCUAGUGGGGCUAGUUUAGUUUUUGAAUCUCUUCCAUCAGCAAUUAAGUGGCUAAGGGAAACUUCUCAACAAAACCAAUCUACUUCAUGCCAGGUCUUGGUUACUGGCUCCCUGCAUCUCAUUGGCGAUGUCUUAAGAUUGAUUAAGACCUGA
Triticum turgidum subsp. durum (durum wheat) is the source of this 1770-nucleotide messenger RNA. NCBI's taxonomy places the organism in Eukaryota, Viridiplantae, Streptophyta, Magnoliopsida, Poales, Poaceae. The record is from the annotation of a GenBank genome assembly.